Molecule: messenger RNA, 1062 nt
Organism: Nicotiana tabacum (common tobacco)
Lineage: Eukaryota; Viridiplantae; Streptophyta; Magnoliopsida; Solanales; Solanaceae
Source: RefSeq, a predicted model, not a curated record
AUGGUUAAUCCAAGCGACUCCAUCAUCCCUGCUAAUAACACCAAUUACCUGGUUCAAUUUAAUCCAGGUUCCCAAUUUCCUCUAAAGCUCACUGGUCCAAUCAAUUUUGUCAAUUGGAAGGCCCAAGUCGAGUCUCUGAUGUUGGGACACGACAUCUAUGGCUAUCUUGACGGAACUAUGAAAACACCACCAAAAACUGUUACCGUCAACAACUCAGAGGAACCCAAUCCCAAAUAUAAACUCUGGUUUCGUCCGGACCAGUUGAUCCGCAAUGCAUUGAUGACAUCUGUUGAUCCGAAGAUCACCUCUACAAUCACAAAAACUUCCGCUUCCAAGCAAGCGUGGGACUCGUUACAUAACUUGUAUGCGAAUAAAUUUCAUACACGGGUGUUCAGUAUUCGAAACUCCUUAGCAACAAUUAAAAAAAAUUUCCGCAGUAUGACUGAGUACUUGCGAGAGAUCGGGAACAUUGCUGAUGAGCUUGCAACUGCUGGAGCUCCUAUUCUAGAUGACGAACUUCAUCAAGAGUUGAACCAAUCAACAUCCUCAAUCACUGCCGCAGUGGCACAAAAAGCUUCUUCAAACAAUUUUGUACCUCGCAACAAUAAGCGAGGACAACCAUGGCGUUCACAAAAUUCCAAGCAGCAAUAUGCACCAUCGUAUCCCAGGCUGCAAAAUGCAUCAUCAUCACCUAACUGGCGUCCAACAGCCCCUCCCCAACAAAAUCGUCCAGUUUGCCAGUUAUGUGGUCGCACUGGGCGUACUGCCAAUAAUCUUCAACAUUCAGAUGACUACACUGGUACAGAGGACAUUACGAUGGGUAACAGUAAUAAAAUCCCUAUAACUCACACUUGUCAUGUUCAAAUAAAUGCUUCAAACAAAAGGUUUCAGCUUUCGAAUAUUUUGUGUGCAGCAGAUAUUAAACGUAACAUUAUAUCCGUGUCUCAAUUUUGUAAAGAUAACCUGACAUCAAUUGAAUUUUUACCCUAUGAUUUUCUUGUGAAGGAUUUGAGCACGGGGGCGCCGUUGGCACGAGGCCAGAAUAAAGGACUUUACGAGUAG